CCUGGCUUUGGAGAGAUGCAGAAAGGCAGCCAACCAAGGAGACUUACUCUGUCUUCCUCACUUAUUCCCUCUAAUGUUUCUCUCCUAGUUGAGCCCACAGUGACUGUGUAUCCCACAAAGACCCAGUCCCUGCAGCACCACAGCCUCUUGGUCUGCUCUGUGAAUGGUUUCUAUCCAGGCCCCAUUGAAGUCAGGUGGUUCCGGAAUGGCCAGGAAGAGGAGGCUGGGGUCGUCUCCACAGGCCUGAUCCGUAAUGGAGACUGGACAUUCCAGACCCUAGUGUUGCUUGAAACAGUCCCUCAGAGUGGAGACGUCUACACCUGCCAAGUGGAACACCCAAGCCAGGUGAGCCCUCUCUCAGUGGAAUGGAGGGCCAAGUCUGAAUCUGCACAGAGCAAGAUGCUGAGUGGAAUUGGGGGCUUUGUUCUGGGUCUGCUCUUCCUUGGGGUGGGGCUGUUCAUCCACCUCAGGAAUCAAAAAGGACACACUGGACUUCAGCCAACAGGACUCCUGAGCUGAAGUGAAGAUGAUGACCCUCAAGGAAGAACCUUCUGUCCCAGCUUCUUCGCAGCAUGAAAAAUUUCCUACUUGACUCUUACUCCAUCAAGAGAGUGCUUCCUCAGAUUCUGGUUUGCUGCUGGUUCAGUGACCCUGCAGAAAAUGCCCUCCCCAAUGGAUUCCUCAUCCCCUGCCCUAGGCCCGGAAGUCCCCACUACUGAUUGCAGGACUUAAUUUUCAUUCUUUCCCAGUCCCCUUUGUAUUCAACCCUUAUGGCCUCCCUUGCAUCUGAACUCAUUUUCUGCCCACAUCUUUUUAUAAAGUAUUUCUCAAACAAGCCUGAAGUGAAAA
Ceratotherium simum simum (southern white rhinoceros) is the source of this 849-nucleotide messenger RNA. The record is from RefSeq and is a predicted model, not a curated record. NCBI's taxonomy places the organism in Eukaryota, Metazoa, Chordata, Mammalia, Perissodactyla, Rhinocerotidae.